This is a messenger RNA of Phyllostomus hastatus (greater spear-nosed bat), 1326 nucleotides long. RefSeq names its product ubiquitin-like protein 7. Gene Ontology annotation, biological process: ubiquitin-dependent protein catabolic process. Gene Ontology annotation, cellular component: cytosol. The coding region runs from base 223 to 993 and encodes 256 amino acids. The transcript is spliced from 8 exons. Gene Ontology annotation, molecular function: polyubiquitin modification-dependent protein binding. Lineage: Eukaryota; Metazoa; Chordata; Mammalia; Chiroptera; Phyllostomidae. The record is from RefSeq and is a predicted model, not a curated record.
CCCGUGCUCUGGUGCUGGCUCAGUCUGGGCAGCUCUGCUCGCCGUCGUCGCUCGGGGACCGCGGGAUGACACCGCCUCUGCCCGGAUGCACCGCCCUCGGCGUCCUGCCCUCCCGCGUCCCCGGCCGGCCGCCUCGGUCCCGGCUCCCGCUGCGGCUGCUACUGCUGCUGCUCUGGGCGGCCGCCGGCACCCACGGCCACGCGAGGAUCGGACCCCGCGUCUAUGCUGUCUGGAAAGGUCUUUAAGAUGCUGAGCAAUAAGGAGUCUCUGGAUCAGAUCAUUGUGGCCACCCCAGGCCUCAGCAGUGACCCCAUUGCUCUCGGGGUUCUCCAGGACAAGGACCUUUUCUCUGUCUUUGCUGACCCCAACAUGCUCGACACGUUGGUGCCCGCUCACCCGGCCCUAGUCAAUGCCAUUGUCCUGGUUUUGCACUCGGUGGCAGGCAGCACGCCGCUACCGGGGGCUGACUCCUCUUCCCGGAGCACGCCCUCCAGCUCGUACCGGGACAUGCCAGGUGGCUUCCUCUUUGAAGGGCUCUCUGAUGACGAGGACGACUUUCACCCGAGGGCCAGGUCCACGCCCUCCAGCAGCACCCCCAGCUCCCGCCCAGCCUCCCUGGGGUACAGUGGCGCUGCUGGACCCCGGCCCAUCACCCAGAGUGAGCUGGCCACAGCCCUGGCUCUGGCCAGCACUCCAGAGAGCAGCUCGCACACACCGACUCCUGGCACCCAGGGCCAUUCCUCUGGGACCUCACCAAUGUCCUCUGGUGUCCAGUCAGGGACGCCCAUCACCAAUGACCUCUUCAGCCAAGCCCUACAGCAUGCCCUGCAGGCCUCUGGGCAGCCCAGCCUUCAGAACCAGUGGCAGCCUCAGCUGCAGCAGCUGCGCGACAUGGGCAUUCACGAUGAUGAGCUGAGCCUGCGGGCCCUUCAGGCCACUGGCAGGGACAUCCAAGCAGCUCUGGAGCUCAUCUUUGCCGGAGGAGCCCCAUGAACUCCCUGCUCCUCCUGAGCCCCCAACAAACUGCCAAGGUGUCUGCCUGUGGGAGGCACUCCUGGAAGUGCCCCGUCUCUUUUUUCCCCAAUACACGUGAUGGUUGACCUUGUCUUUGUCCAGUGCUUGGCCUUUCUGGCUGAUCUGCGCUGGUGGGGGCGGGGGUGGGGUGGGGCAGCAAGCAUGGUGUGUGGGUCUGAUAUCAGGGAGCACGACUGGCCCCUGCUGCUGGGCUCUGGCUGGAGAGUUUAAGUCCUAUGUUUUGGGAUAUAACAUAUAUGGGUCUGUUUCUCUUCUCGGACCCUGAAAUAAAAAUCGACAAUGAAGAAAUUA